AUGGGGAGAGCUCCCUGCUGUGACAAAGCCAACGUGAAGAAAGGCCCAUGGUCGCCGGAAGAAGACGCAAAACUUAAGGCCUAUAUUGAGAAGCAUGGCACUGGUGGCAACUGGAUUGCCUUACCACAAAAAAUAGGUCUUAGGAGAUGUGGAAAGAGUUGUCGGCUUAGAUGGUUGAAUUAUCUGAGGCCAAACAUCAAGCAUGGAGGGUUUACAGAGGAUGAAGAUAAUUUAAUCUGCAGCCUUUAUAUAAGCAUUGGAAGCAGAUGGUCGAUUAUAGCGGCACAAUUACCUGGAAGAACAGAUAAUGACAUAAAAAACUAUUGGAAUACAAGGCUGAAGAAGAAGCUUCUAGGGAAGCAACGUAAAGAUCAACAGGCUCGCCGAGGGAUCUGCCCUAAGCAAGAAAUGAAGAUGGAAUAUGAGAAUUACUCAGCUAAUGAGUGCUUCAGUUUAUACCAUUUGCCACCACAGCCAGGUGCGGCGCCGCCCUUUUCAGUGGCCUAUGGAACACAAACAGCAACUCACAUCAAAGGGCAGGAAUCUCUCACCAGUAAUUUGAUUGCCCAGUUUGGGGAAAGAUUUUCUUGUGAUCAUCAUGAUCAGCAACCAAACUACACUGGGUUAAUCAACUGCUCUAAUCUAUACCCUUCCGAUAUUACUUCGUCUACAUGCACAAAUUUAAUAAAUAGCACAUGGCCACCAUUGAUGAGCGAUUACUAUGCCAUUAAUGGUGUAGCUUUAGACCAUUUUCAAGAAACUAAUGACAUCCCGGGAGAGCUUGAUGAGGUCAUCAUCAAUGGCAACAUUAAUCCACAACAAUUGCACGGACUGGAGAAUUUCUCUACAUUAGUGGACAUGGUUAGCAGAAACUGUACUUCUCAAGAGAUUUGUACCUGGGGAGAUACAAGUUCUCUUGUUUACUCUUCUUCUAUCUCCAGUUAUGAAGUUUGA
This is a messenger RNA of Fraxinus pennsylvanica, 954 nucleotides long. Lineage: Eukaryota; Viridiplantae; Streptophyta; Magnoliopsida; Lamiales; Oleaceae. The record is from the annotation of a GenBank genome assembly.